UGUCCUGUCCUCACUUCCUGAUGGAAAUUAUUCUGUAUUUUGCCAUCUCCACACUGGUCGGCUGGGAACACGAGAUACAUGGAUAAAUUUCGAUUUGGGAACAGUGUGUUCCAGUACUGGAUAGUGCUUAGCGUUUGUCUAUUGGCCAGUGGUCAACUGACACAUAACGAAUGUGUCCUUGACCGAGCAUCAUUGAACAUGACGGAUUGGUCAGAAAUGAUACACGGUCAUAACGGAACUAAGGAUUGUGUGUGGAAGAUCACGGUGCCACCUGGGAAUAUGGUUAAAGUGAAUUUUACGGUUCUACCUAUAGACGGUUUCAUCCCUACUUCGAACUGCAGUCGACAUAGUGUCAAGGUGAAAGCUGGUAAUGAGACUAAGUUCUUCUGCUCAACAUCAGACUCGACCACGUGGACAGUACCCUCUAACCAAGUAGAAGUUUCUUUAGUUUCUGCUGACACACUUCACACAGAGGAUAUCUUCAGCAUGUAUUACGAAGCUGUGUGUGGAGGAAUGCAGGAUCUUGAUGCGACAUUUUUACCAGAACUACCACCUGCCGCGAAGGAUUGUACAUGGACGAUCAAACAUAACAAAAAAGGACGGAAAGUCGCCUUUCAUAUAGGAAAUGCAGAAGACUGGGUCUUCGACAUAAAAACCACUAAUGGAACUAUUCAUCCUGACGACACAAAUCCAUGGAUAUAUCUAGAUUUAAAUACAAUCAACAUAACAGUUCAUAGACGAACUGACGCCAUCACUUACAAUAGUACGAGCAUGACUAGUAACAACACGAAGACUCUGGGGCUAACGGUGCAAUCCCUUGGGGCAGAUAACCCCUGUCCCGACGUCUGCGGUAAAUACGGUUACUGUGAACCGAAAAACUUCGACAGCGAGUACUUGUGUCAUUGCAUGAAAGGAUACAAAGGUCGAAAUUGUACCGACAUAGCAUACGAUGGACCUUACUGUGAUGAGAAUGUCGAACACGUAAUAGGAGACAAAGUACUUGUUCAUUGGGCCAUAACAGAAGUCAACGAUACCGACAGCAAACCAUGUCCUCAGGAUCGAAUUGGUAAUAUAUUUGUAUAA
Molecule: messenger RNA, 1083 nt
Organism: Ylistrum balloti
Lineage: Eukaryota; Metazoa; Mollusca; Bivalvia; Pectinida; Pectinidae
Product: bone morphogenetic protein 1 homolog
Exons: 8
Coding region: 79-1083 (334 amino acids)
Source: RefSeq, a predicted model, not a curated record